AUGGAACAACCUUGUGUCAAGUCUUCUCAGCACCGUUUAGAUGACUGGUUAAUUAUUCUCAAAGAACAUCAUAUUUUAAAAUCUCUUGGCGAAGAAAGAGAGGCGUUUGAAAGAAGUUUAGAACUUCCAACAAUUCCUGAAAUGAUAUUCGAUCAAAAUUCCCUAUCAAUUUGUUUCUGUCAACCAAAUAAUGAACAAAUAUGCAAAAUUGAAUUUAAUGCACUUGAUGCUCUUAAAUUAGUCGACCCAAAGAAUAUAACUAUAGAGGUACCAUUUGCAAAGGACUGGAGAGAUUCUCGAAUUACUAAUCAAGAAGACAUACUGCCACAUAAACCAUAUGACUGGACUUUCACUACUCCGUAUACAGGCACUUUGUCUGGUCCCUGGAGUAUAUCUCCAACUUCUGAGGGUUUAGAUAUGGAGUAUUUACGUCGGAAAGAUCCUAUUCGCUUUUUUGUCAAUACAACGCUAUAUGAAGAUGAAUUAGGUGAUAAUGGUGUAUCUAUUCUGAAUAUAAAGUUUCGUGCAAUGUCUUCUGGUUUCUUUUUAUUACAACGUUUUUUCUUACGUAUUGAUGGUGGACUAAUACGAGUGUAUGAUACUCGACUACAAUGGCGUCAAAAUGAUAGUUAUUUAAUUCGUGAUAUACGCCGAAUGGAAAGUUCAUCUUGGAGAGAAGAUAUGGUUGGCAUCAGUUUAGAAAUAGCAGAUCAACUAUGUGAUACAGUUAUAGAGCAUUAUACUGAAAAACUUGUACCACCAUAUGUAAAUUCACCCUAA
Molecule: messenger RNA, 780 nt
Organism: Schistosoma intercalatum
Lineage: Eukaryota; Metazoa; Platyhelminthes; Trematoda; Strigeidida; Schistosomatidae
Source: the annotation of a GenBank genome assembly